Molecule: messenger RNA, 1077 nt
Organism: Talaromyces marneffei
Lineage: Eukaryota; Fungi; Ascomycota; Eurotiomycetes; Eurotiales; Trichocomaceae
Exons: 2
Coding region: 1-1077 (358 amino acids)
Biological process (GO): ribosomal large subunit assembly; maturation of LSU-rRNA from tricistronic rRNA transcript (SSU-rRNA, 5.8S rRNA, LSU-rRNA)
Cellular component (GO): nucleolus
Molecular function (GO): rRNA binding
Source: RefSeq, a predicted model, not a curated record
AUGCUUCGUGAAGUAAAGCCCAAAAAUCCGCGCACGGCGCGCCUUCUCAAGAAAAAGGAACCCCAACUCAUCGAACCCCCCAAACGUACCCUCCUCCUCCAUGGUACAAAAUGUCCUCUCCCACUCAACACUUUACUCAAGACAAUCCACGGCUUAACGAACCCCAACUCGGUCCUAUUCCACAAGAAGAACGACAAUGUCCACCCCUUCGAAAGUACAGAGAGCAUCGAAUUUUUGGCUGACAAGAAUGAAUGCGGUAUCGUGGUGUAUGGAAGCAGCAACAAAAAGCGACCCAAUUGCCUAACUCUUGUGCGGAUAUACAAUAAAAAAGUGUUGGAGAUGUUUGAGUUAUUGCUCCUACCGCCUGCGGAUGGAGAAGCGAUUCCUGCGCCUAGUGCGUUGAAACUUGAGAUUGAGGUUGGAAUUAAGCCUAUGAUUCUGUUUGCGGGUAGUAUAUGGGAGGAUGCUACAUCCAACACUUACGCCAUGGUCAAGAGCGUGCUGUUGGAUAUGUUCAAGGGUGAAGAAACCGACAAAAUUGAUGUUGAGGGUCUGCAAUACAUUAUGAUGGUUGGCGCCGAAGAACCUGCCGAAGCCGGUUUGAUGCCUGUAAUCCAUUUACGAUGGUACAAGAUCCGUACGAGACGCAGCGGCCACAAACUACCCCGCGUCGAGCUCGAUGAAGUAGGCCCCAAAUUUGAUUUCAGAAUUGGCCGUGUCCGCGACGCAGACCCCGAUGUUAUGAAGGAAGCUAUGAAACAGGGCAAGAGACCUAACGAAGAAGGCCGAACCAAGAAGAAUAUUACCAUGGACGCUAUCGGUGAUAAGGUCGGUCGUGUGCAUCUCGGUAAGCAAGAUCUGUCGAACUUGCAGACGCGUAAGAUGAAGGGUCUUAAGAGGAGGGCUGGUGUGGAUACGGAUUCCGAGGAUGAGGGAGAAGAUGACGAGGCAUCGAAUUAUGGAUCAGAUGUGAGUGAGGAGAUUACGUUUGUGGAUGAGGAGGCUGCUUCCGAUGUGGAUAUGAUGGAUGUCGAUGAAGAUAAGAAAAGCCGUUCGAAAAAGCCCAGAUUGGCAUGA